This is a messenger RNA of Ilex paraguariensis (yerba mate), 1203 nucleotides long. The record is from the annotation of a GenBank genome assembly. Lineage: Eukaryota; Viridiplantae; Streptophyta; Magnoliopsida; Aquifoliales; Aquifoliaceae.
AUGCUUAACUGGUUGUCUCCGGACGAGUUUGGUAAGGAAAAUGUUGCACAAGCUAUGGGACGAAGACGAAGAAGAUCGGGAAGGGUUCAAUUGGAAUCCAAAGUUCUUGUAGAUGAAAAAGCAGAGAAAUGGAUAAAGCACUAUAGCAGUUCUCACAAUAUUUUGCUAGUUGGUGAGGGAGACUUCUCCUUUGCCGCAAGCUUAGCAGAAGCAUUUGGAUCUGCGUCAAAUAUGGUUGCCACCUCUCUUGACUCUAAAGUGGCGAACCUGAAGAAACUGGAGGAUUAUGGGUGCACCAUUGUGCAUGAAGUGGAUGCCAACACCAUGAGCCAACAUCCUCUUCUCAAAGUGAAAGCAUUUGACAGAAUUGUAUUUAAUUUUCCUCAUGCUGGUUUAAAUUACUUCAUGUGUGAACACAGCAUGGUCCAAAUUGAGCUUCAUCAGAAUGUUGUUAAGGGAUUCUUGAUGAAUGCACGUGAUAUGUUAACAGAGAAUGGUCAAGUGCACGUGACUCAUAAGACAUCGUACCCGUUUACUUUGUGGGAAAUAACAAAACUAGCAGAGGAGGGUGGGUUGCAGUUGGUGGAAGAAGUGCCUUUCACCAAAUGGGAUUAUCCAGGAAUGGCGUCCAAAGUUUUUGUGGAAGAUAAAGCAGAGAAAUGGAUAAAACACUACAACAGUUCUCACAAGAUUUUGCUUGUCGGUGAGGGAGAUUUCUCCUUUUCAGCAUGCUUAGCAAAAUUAUUUGGAUCUGCGUCAAAUAUGGUUGCCACCUCUCUUGACUCUAAAGAGGCAUUAGGGGAAAAGCAUCCUACUGUGGUGACCAACCUAAAGAAACUGGAGGACUAUGGGUGCAACAUUGUGCAUGGAUUGGACGACUGCACCAUGAGCCAACACCCUCUACUCAAUCUGAAAACAUUCGAUAGAAUUGUAUUUAAGUUUCCUCAUGUUGGUUUCCUCUUGUCUGAACACGGCAAGCUCCUAACAAAAGGUGGAGAAGUGCACGUGACUCACAAGACAGCACAUCCUUUCAGUAUGUGGAACAAAGAGAGGUUAGCAGAGGAGGCUGGGUUGCACUUGGUUGAAGAAGUAUACUUCACCACACGGGAUUACUCGGGUUAUGAAAAUAAAAGAGGAGAUGGGUAUAGAAGCAAUGAUACCUUCCCUGUUGGACAAUGCAGUACAUUCAAAUUUUAUAAGUGA